Messenger RNA from Trematomus bernacchii (emerald rockcod), 1030 nucleotides. It is a transcript of the gene aspdh, whose product is annotated as aspartate dehydrogenase domain containing. The transcript is spliced from 8 exons. The record is from RefSeq and is a predicted model, not a curated record. Gene Ontology annotation, molecular function: L-aspartate dehydrogenase [NAD(P)+] activity; NADP binding. Bases 53 to 889 code for a protein of 278 amino acids. Gene Ontology annotation, biological process: NAD+ biosynthetic process. Lineage: Eukaryota; Metazoa; Chordata; Actinopteri; Perciformes; Nototheniidae.
CACGUUGGGAGAAACACAACUCUGCAGGGCUGUAGGAUUAUCUUCAGAGGACAUGGCAACCAGUUCUCCCUCCCAAAGGAUCGGAGUUGUAGGAUACGGACAUCUAGGGCAGUACCUGGUGGAGAGGAUCCUUAAAGAUGGAGCUCCUCUCGGUCUCACGCUGGCUUUUGUUUGGAACAGGAAUUCUGACAAGCUCAAAGGCUUAGUUCCUGAUGAACUCAUACUCGGUGACCUAUCAUCCUUUGCAGACAGGCGAUGUGAUGUGAUUGUAGAGGUGUGCCAUCCUCAGAUAGUGAAGGAUUUGGGGAUUCAGUUCCUGGCUCAGUCUCAUUUGUUGGUGGGCUCUCCCUCUGCCCUCUCAGAUCCUGAUCUCAACCAGAAGCUGCGUCAGGCGGCUCAGCUGCAUGGUAGGACACUUUACGUCCCUAGUGGUGCAUUAUGGGGAGGCCAGGACAUCCAGAGGCUGAAUGACAGUGGAGGCUUGAAGGCUUUGUUCAUAAGAAUGUCCAAACAUCCAUCCUGCUUCCGGCUGACAGGAGACGUCCUCUCUGAUUGGACGGAGGGAGAGGGCAGGCGUGUCUUGUUCAGAGGCUCAGUGGCAGAGUUGUGUCCACUUGCUCCAAACAAUGUAAACACCAUGGCAGCAGCAGCAGUGGCAGCAGGGACACUCGGCUUUACUGGGGUUCAGGGAGAGAUAGUGUCCGACACAGCGUUAAGUGACUUCCAUGUGGUGGAGGUGGAGGUGACUGGGCCAGCUGGUUUCUCAGUGCACACAGUGAGGAGGAACCCAGCCAAACUGGGAGCUGUAACCGGCAGCGCAACAUACAACUCCUUCUGGAAUAGUUUACUAGUUUGCAAGGGUCACGGUGGCCGAGUCUACUUGUGCUGAAGCAGAGGAGAGCUCGACAUCCCCACAGAAAGAAGAUCCACAUGAAUCAGCGGAGUCACUGGAUCAAUAUGUUACUGAGAACUUCAAAACCCACAGACCCUCAUAAUUUGUGUUCCAAUAAACGGCAUGCAUACAAGAAAA